UGAUAUUCAAUCAAGCCUUCCACUCUUUCUAUCUGACAACACGAUUCGCAAUGCAUAUCUUGGUUGUGAACGACGACGGUCCUCCGUCGAACCAAUCGUCGCCCUACAUUCAUGCUUUCAUCCACUCGCUACAGUCGGCUGGGCACGUUGUCUCAGUAGUGCUACCGCAUCAGCAACGAUCAUGGGUCGGUAAAGCUCACACAAUUGGCGCCUCCGUCAAGCCGACCUACUUCCGCCCUGGAACGCUCUUUCAAGACGAUGGGACUGUCCACGACUUACCGCGAAACGAAGAAGAUGGAGAUGGAGAUGAAUGGGUUUUGAUUGAUUCGAUGCCAGCCACCUGUACGCAGCUCGGCCUCUACCACUACUUCCAAGAACGUGGGCCAGUAGAUAUCGUCGUGUCUGGGCCCAACUACGGCCGGAAUACCACAACACUCCUCGCCCUGUCUAGCGGUACAAUCGGAGCUGCCAUGGAAGCUGCUGUGUGCGGAAAGCGUGCUAUCGCACUAUCUUACGCCUUCAACUCACGUAUUCACGACCCAGCCAUCAUUGGAGAGGCCUCGCGCCAUUCAACUCGAUUGAUCGAAUAUCUGUGCAGUAACUGGGCGGAGGGAGUCGAUCUCUACACCGUGAAUGUGCCUCUUGAGGCUGGUGUCAGCGAUACAAAGAUCCUGUACACAGAAAUGCUUGACAAUCGGUGGCCAGGUAGCUGUUUCCAAGCGGUGGAUCCUGAAGUGCCCGAGGAGACUCCCGAGGCGCAGGAAAAACGACUGCGCGACCAAGGCGAGAAAGAGGGAACUACACCUUCUGUCCCUGCGGAGGGAACUAAUAGAAGGCCAUCUCGUAUUCAACACAAACAUUUCAAGUGGUCGCCUAAUUUCCCAGAAGUGUUCAAAGGCGUACAGGUGAGUAAGCCAGGGAAUGACGGUUGGGCUGUUAAAGAGGGGUUUACGAGUGUUACACCUCUGAGGGCGAACUUCAUGCGUACACCCGGUAUCCAGGGGGAGAUCAAGCUGCCAGGUAAUGAAGCUAAGGUCUACUCUCUUGUCGACUGCGAUGAGUCCUACGUCCAAAAUUUGAUGAAACAAGCACUACAAAGCCGUCUGGGAGCAAAUCGUUGUCGAGAAGUGUCUUCCUUGUCAGACCUCCCGGAUUCUUCCGCGCCCGUUUUCCAGUAUCGCGAGUACGAACGCCUGGACUUCGAGCAUAUCAUGAUGAACUCCUCCACAUCACUCUCGAAUGCAUAUGUCAUCCGCAAGGCAUUGAUCCGCAAACAUUACUUGUCCACCACGGUGGCCAGCUGGAUCUCGAAACACCCGGGUAGUAUUUUGCGAAAACAUUUCAAACCCGGGUUCGACUUUGAACUGGACUAUGCGGAAUUCCUUGAUGACGCCUUGCUAGAGGCAUACGAAUUGCGCGACAGCUUGGAGAAGAAUGAGGAGAGACCCGACUCAGAAAAGGAAUGGUGGAUUCUGAAGCCAGGCAUGAGUGAUCGUGGACAAGGUAUCCGCCUCUUCAACAGCGAGGACCAACUGCGUGAGAUAUUUGAAGAGUGGGAGGAGGACUCCGAUGAUGAGAGUGGGUCAGAGCGGCCUGAGGAUGAUGAUGACGAUAACAAAGGCGUGGUCACUUCUCAAUUGCGCCAUUUCAUUGCUCAGCCAUACAUUGACCCCCCUCUUCUCCUCCCGUCUUCAUCCAACCGCAAGUUCCAUAUUCGCACCUAUGUUCUCGCUGUGGGAUCCUUGAAGGUUUACGUUUUCAAGGAGAUGUUGGCCCUGUUCGCUGCAAAGCCUUACUGUCCACCUUGUGAGGACGAAGAUGAGGUGGCAGACCUUGCUAGACAUCUGACCAACACCUGUUUCCAGGAAGGUGGUAGUUCUAACGAGGGAAGUGUCCAGCGGUUCUGGAAGCUGGAUCCUUAUGUUCCUGGGCUUAGCAUUGACUGGAAAGACCAGAUCUAUGACCAGAUCUGCGGCAUCACUGGUGAAGUGUUUGAGGCUGCCGCUAGGGGAAUGAUGAUUCAUUUCCAGACGUUGCCCAAUGCUUUUGAAUUGUUCGGCGUGGACUUUUUGGUGGACAAGGAUGGUAGCGCUUGGCUACUUGAGUUGAAUGCCUACCCAGACUUUGCCCAAACGGGAGAAGAACUCAAGGAGCUUGUCGUUGGCCGUCUUUUCGAAGAGACCGUCGAUGUUGCUGUCAAGCCAUUUUUCGGUGACAAGACGUCCGCAGAAGGAACCAGCCACAUGCGUCUAGUGGCUGAUCUCGACCUUGGUAGGAAAUCCUGAAGAUGAUGAAUCUUGUGAUAUAUUGUCACCUACCUGGUCUGUAUCAAUGGUACAUAUAUUGCAAUCUAGGUAGAAUAUCAUAGGAGUUGGCAGCAAAAAUGGGUAUAGGAGUGCAAAAGUUGGUCUGUUAUUUUAUUGCGAAGUUAUUCACCUAUAUGGUUGUACAUAGCUCUAAAAGUGCUCUUGGAUAUCAUGUUAUUAAAUAGAAAUCUCUUGGA
Molecule: messenger RNA, 2503 nt
Organism: Aspergillus wentii DTO 134E9
Lineage: Eukaryota; Fungi; Ascomycota; Eurotiomycetes; Eurotiales; Aspergillaceae
Product: putative acid phosphatase
Exons: 4
Coding region: 51-2285 (744 amino acids)
Biological process (GO): protein modification process
Cellular component (GO): P-body
Molecular function (GO): hydrolase activity
Source: RefSeq, a predicted model, not a curated record